Molecule: messenger RNA, 1158 nt
Organism: Girardinichthys multiradiatus
Lineage: Eukaryota; Metazoa; Chordata; Actinopteri; Cyprinodontiformes; Goodeidae
Product: GATA zinc finger domain-containing protein 14-like
Exons: 4
Coding region: 1-1158 (385 amino acids)
Source: RefSeq, a predicted model, not a curated record
AUGUUCUCCCCGUGGGUUCUCAGCAGGAAAAAAGAUGAAGAUUUUAUUGAUACUCCUUCUGGUAGCCGGUGUAGCCACAACCAUGAUGACUGCGGCCCCAACCACAACCACUACUACUUCAAUUCCAACCACUGCUGUAACAACCACUGCUGCAACUACAACAGCCAUGGCUGCUUCAACAAGCACCAGAGUUGCACCAACAACAACCAAAGCUGCUUCAACAACAACCACAGCUGCUCCCACAACAACCACAAUUCUACCAACAACAACUACAGCUGUUCCAACCACGACAGUUUCUCCAACAACAACAGCUGUUUCAACAACAACCACUGCUGCUCCAAAAACAAUCACAACUCUCCCAACAACAACCACAGCUGCUUUAACAACAACCACAGCUGCUGCCACAACAACAACAACAGCUGCUCUAACAACAACCACAUCUGCCUUGAAAACAAGUACAACUCUUCCAAUUAUGACCACAGCUUCUCCAGCAACAACUGGUUCAACAACAACCACAGUUGCUCCCACAACAAAAACAGCUUCUCCAACAACAACCACAUCUGCUCUAACAACAACCAAUGCUGCUUCAACAAGCACCACAGAUGCUUCAACAACAACCACUGCUGCUCCAAUAACAAUCACAACUCUACCAACAACAACCACAGCUGUUUCAACAAUAACCACAGCUGCUCCCACAACUCUACCAACAACAACUACAGCUGUUCCAACCACGACAGUUUCUCCAACAACAACAGCUGCUUCAACAACAACCACUGCUGCUCCAACAACAAUCACAACUCUCCCAACAACAACCACAGCUGCUACAACAACAACCACAGCUGCUGCCACAACAACAACAGCUGCUCUAACAACAACCACAUCUGCCUUGAAAACAAGUACAACUCUUCCAAUUAUGACCACAGCUUCUCCAGCAACAACUGGUUCAACAACAACCACAGUUGCUCCCACAACAAAAACAGCUUCUCCAACAACAACCACAUCUGCUCUAACAACAACCAAUGCUGCUUCAACAAGCACCACAGAUGCUUCAACAACAACCACUGCUGCUCCAAUAACAAUCACAACUCUACCAACAAUAACCACAGCUGCUCCCACAACUCUACCAACAACAACUACAGCUGCCUUCUGGUGGAUUAA